Molecule: messenger RNA, 1586 nt
Organism: Erigeron canadensis
Lineage: Eukaryota; Viridiplantae; Streptophyta; Magnoliopsida; Asterales; Asteraceae
Product: DNA repair protein RAD51 homolog 2
Exons: 12
Coding region: 88-1185 (365 amino acids)
Biological process (GO): double-strand break repair via homologous recombination
Cellular component (GO): Rad51B-Rad51C-Rad51D-XRCC2 complex; replication fork
Molecular function (GO): double-stranded DNA binding; single-stranded DNA binding; four-way junction DNA binding
Source: RefSeq, a predicted model, not a curated record
CUCUUUUAUAUCACAAAAGAAAAUAAAAGUAUAAAAAAAAAAAUACGGAGUAAAAGAAAAAGAAAAAUUGGCGGGAGAGAUCGGGAUAUGGCGAACAAGCUAAUCAGUGAAAUGGGUCUGCUGCCCAAAUCCAUUACCAACAUUUUUGCUGCUCGAAAUAUCAUCACGGCAAAGGAUGCAUUAUCGUUGACAGAGUUCGAGUUAAUGGAAUUGUUGGAUGUGGGUUUAGCAGAGGUAACAUUUGCAAUAGCUCUCAUUAGUGAGGUUGCUUCUCCACCCUAUCAAACGGUGCAAUCCCUGCUGGAGCAACGCAUGCAGAAUGAACAUCUCACAGGUCAUCUUCCAACACAUUUAAAGGGUCUUGAUGCAGCUUUAUCUGGUGGGCUACCAUUUGGUGCUUUGACAGAGUUGGUUGGACCUGCAGGAAUUGGAAAGACCCAGUUCUGCUUGAAGAUUGCUCUUUUGACUGCACUGCCGUCUUGUUAUGGAGGCUUGGAUGGUCAUGUAAUAUAUAUUGAUGUAGAAUCCAAAUUUAAUUCGAGAAGGUUAAUCGAAAUUGGUCUUAAUAGUUUCCCAGAAAUAUUUUGCUUGGAGGGCAUAACAAAAGAGAUGGCAGGUAGGAUCACAGUUUUAAGACCUGGUUCUCUUGCUGAGUUCACUGAGAGCUUGCAAAAAAUCAAAGUUUCACUCCUCCAGCAUCAAGUGAAGUUGCUAAUCAUCGAUAGCAUGGCUGCCCUUGUUUCUGGGGAAUACGAGCUAGGACCUCAAAGGCAACAUCCAUUGGGUUGGCAUAUAUCAUUUUUAAAGUCCCUUGCUGAAUUUUCACGAAUACCUGUGGUGAUGACAAACCAAGUUAGAUCUCGAAUCACUAAUCAAAUCUCUCAGUAUUCUUUCCAAGAUAAUAGGGCGGCUACCGUGGACAGUACCGGAAAUAUUGAUUCUCAUCUUGUUGCUGCUUUGGGAAUACACUGGGCUCAUGCUGUUACCAUUCGUCUUGUUCUUGAAUCUAGAUCAGGCCGGCGAUUUAUAAAGGUGGCAAAAUCUCCAAUGUCGCCAUCACUGUCAUUCCCUUUUGAAGUUACUUCACAAGGAAUAGUAUUGCUUGAUGACGUUGGAGUAGAAAUGAUAGGACCACAAAUUAACGCAAUUGAUCACCAAGGUCACAGUGACAUAAUUUUAUCAUAGAGACAUAAGGCGAAGAACAUAAAGCAACACAUGCUCAACUAAGUUGUAUUCUGCCUGACUUUCUGUAAAAUGUUUGAACCGGAUGUACUUGUGUCUUCUUAUAUGUUUGAUUUCAGACCUGAGAGGUUUUGCUGUUGUUCGUAGUAAAUGGUAGUAAAGUGUUAACCAAGAUUUAGAUUAGUGUGAAGCUGUCAAUUCUAAAUGUUGUUACAAAAUUAUAGAUGUCAUUUAAUCAGUACUCAACAUGAUUGUUGGGAGUACGGAGUACAAGUCCAGUUUCAUUAUAAACUGGCUAACAUUUGUAAACAUUUCGGUGCCCUCCCUCACCUGAUUGUAAUCUUUGAUUCUAAUCAGUUGCCUGGUAUUUAUUACAAGGACCUUUAGCCAUAUAUUUUUUAAAA